Messenger RNA from Ictalurus furcatus (blue catfish), 9599 nucleotides. RefSeq names its product calcium channel, voltage-dependent, T type, alpha 1G subunit (gene cacna1g). The record is from RefSeq and is a predicted model, not a curated record. Lineage: Eukaryota; Metazoa; Chordata; Actinopteri; Siluriformes; Ictaluridae. The transcript is spliced from 35 exons. The coding region runs from base 1861 to 8952 and encodes 2363 amino acids. Gene Ontology annotation, biological process: calcium ion import; neuronal action potential; positive regulation of calcium ion-dependent exocytosis. Gene Ontology annotation, cellular component: voltage-gated sodium channel complex; plasma membrane; voltage-gated calcium channel complex. Gene Ontology annotation, molecular function: voltage-gated sodium channel activity; low voltage-gated calcium channel activity.
CUUUCAAGUCAUUUUAAAUUGCGGAUAAUUACAAUGAGCAUUAACUUUUCAGUUCAGUUGAGGGAAAGAAUGUCCAUAGCUUAUAUUUCACAUUGCUUCUGCAGUCUGAAGUACUGUGAUGUUUUAUGAUGUUUUAUUCUGUAACAAAAGACAUCAUUUCCAACCACAGCUCACCUCUUUCUCUUUCUUCAAUAUAUAUGAUUCUUUUUUAAUCAUUUCUUUCCCUAUUAUACUUGCAUAUAUGUCUUUCACCAUAGGUGGCAGUGUGGUAAAACCUCAGUGUGGUGUUCCUGCUCUACUGGUAAGUACAGUGUCAUGCUCCAUCAACUUGAAAGUUUCAGUGCCGGUGUGAAAUGAAUCAUAAAACUGUUUCUGUUCAUUUAGCUUUCAGGGUAUGUUUUGGUAUGUUUGGAAUAUUCUGUUUAUUCCAGCUCCAUCAGACUUGUUUGUUGGGAUUACCUCUCUUUUCCCUUGUGUUAUUAUGGUGUGUGUGUGCUGUCACGACAUAUUUUCACCAGAUGCCCAAAGACAGUAGACUGCUUGACUGCAUCAAAUAACAUUCCAAACAGUGAGUUUUUGCUGUUGAGGGUUUUUAUUUUUUUAAUUCCCUGUCAGUACAUUAUACAAACAUUAUAUAUACACGCAAUAUAUACAGUAAAAUAUGUAACAUAUAUUGUACAUUUCAGUACAUCAAGUGCACAUCUGUAUGCAAUUUAUUCAUCUAAUUUGGUACAAAAAAUUAACUGUAGCUUAUAUAAUAAAUUUCUGUCUUGCAUAAUAACUUCUCAUACCGUUUAGCUGAGCCUUUCACCCCAGAAAGUAAAGACACAACAUUUUACUGUUCCAGUCACACUUAUUUAAUUUCCCUCUGUGUAGCUACAGGGACUCCCUUGCAUAUAUAAUAAGCGUUGUCCAAUCAUAAAAGUGUGUCCAAGUCCAAUUAGAAUUCCCCGCUUUUUAUUGGCUAACGGUAAACAAUACAAUUCCAGAUGUGUCUCCUUCCCUCUGCGAGUCGAGUUUUGACUGACACUUACUUCAGCCCAUUAAAGCGCACGCUGAUUUUGGGGGGCUUUUGCUUGGCUGACGCGCUACUGAAGGGGCGGGGACUAAAAACUGAACCCAAAUCCAGCUGUGAAUGCGUUUGGAUGGGCGCUUUCGUGCUCUAGACCGUUGUUACCGACUCGGAGGGAACGGUGAGAUUUAGUUUUGUGCGUAUUUUCGCAAUAAUGGACAACAAGAAAACAAGCAUUUCCCCCCCCCUUUUUCCGUUUGCGUCGCCACACUUUAGAGGGCUAUGUGUAGCCUCUUAAAAUUGAUAUCCGCACAUAAAGAUGUAUGUAUUUUUUAAACAUAGUGCACACUUUGGAUUGUAGGACAUCGAUGUUUCAGGAGAACAAAUAAUUUUUUUUUUUUUUUACAAAAAAGAAAGAAAAAUUCAAAACUUAGUGUCGGUUUUACCUGAUGUUCCAUGAAAGCGCGCGCGCUCGGCGGAGAAACAGUGGAUCUCGCACUGGAGGAACCAACAGUUUUCGGACAGUUGCUUUCCUCGUCGUUUUCUCAUUAUUUCCCGAGGAGUUGCUGUCUUCUUUGUCGGGUUCUCAGCGUUCUGCUGAAGACUAGCUUCUCGCGCUGAGGCAUCGCUAAGCUCUGCGCACUUUAGAGGGCAUGUGGCUCUCGCGCGACGCUCGGAAACGCGCCUGCGCUCCAAGCAUCACCUGGAAGCUCCGCGCGCGAGCCUGACUUUUCGCCAGCUUUCUGUCUUCGGGCUACUUUUUUUUUUCCUGUCAUUGGAAAUGAUCAUGCGAUGAGUGAGUUUCGUCUGAGGUUAAUACCAGAAGCAAUUAGCCUUACAGGAGGUGAAUGAUGGCCGAGGAUGAAGGAAAUAUUUCUGAGGAAAACACAGCGAGGGAGGGAGAUGCUACAUCUUCUCUUCCCAGGACCUUCAUCCGACUGAAUGAUCUGUCUGGUGGAGGAGAGCAAGGAGCUGAUGAUGAAGCUCAUGAGGAAACAGAGAGGAGGGAAAGCACAGGAGGCCCAGUGGCCGAGGAAGCAGCUUCGGUCGAAGGAGGCGGAGAGGCUUUGCCAUAUCCCUCACUGGCACCUGUUGUCUUCUUCUACCUGAAGCAAACUACACGGCCUAGGAGUUGGUGUCUGAAAAUGGUCUGCAAUCCGUGGUUUGAACGGGCCAGUAUGCUAGUGAUCCUGCUGAACUGUGUGACUUUGGGCAUGUUUCACCCGUGUGAGGACAGUGACUGUGACUCAGACCGCUGCAAGAUCUUGGAGGAUUUCGACGACUUCAUUUUUGCAUUUUUUGCUGUGGAGAUGGUGAUUAAGAUGGUAGCACUGGGCAUCUUUGGCAAAAAGUGUUACCUUGGGGAUACCUGGAAUCGGCUAGACUUCUUCAUUGUGCUGGCUGGGAUGCUGGAAUAUUCGCUGAACCUGCAGAAUGUCAGUUUCUCUGCUGUUCGUACUGUCAGAGUGCUGAGGCCUCUACGAGCGAUCAACCGAGUGCCCAGUAUGAGAAUCUUGGUGACUCUCCUGCUGGACACUCUCCCUAUGCUGGGCAAUGUGUUGCUGCUCUGCUUCUUUGUCUUCUUCAUCUUUGGGAUUGUUGGAGUUCAGCUCUGGGCUGGGCUGCUCCGUAACCGCUGCUUCCUGCCUGUGAACUUCUCUGUUCCCCAAAGCCUGCCCAAUUACUACCACGUUGACGACGAGAGCCCAUUCAUCUGCUCUCAGAUGGGGGAUAAUGGCAUGCGCCACUGCAACUCCAUACCUAGGCUGCAUGAGGAGGGUCUGCAAUGUCAGCUGGACAUGGGAGCCUACAACAGCACAGAUAACACCACAUGUGUCGAUUGGAAUCAGUACUAUACUAACUGCUCUGCUGGGGAUGUCAACCCUUUUAAGGGUGCCAUCAACUUUGAUAACAUAGGCUAUGCCUGGAUUGCCAUUUUUCAGGUCAUCACUCUGGAGGGUUGGGUGGACAUCAUGUACUUUGUAAUGGAUGCACACUCCUUCUACAAUUUUAUCUACUUCAUUUUCCUGAUUAUAGUGGGCUCAUUCUUCAUGAUCAACCUCUGCCUAGUUGUCAUAGCCACCCAGUUCUCUGAAACAAAGCAGCGUGAAAGUCAGCUGAUGAAGGAGCAGAGAGUGCGAUUCAUGUCCAACGCAAGCACUCUAGCCAGUUUCUCAGAGCCAGGUAGCUGCUACGAUGAGCUCCUCAAAUACCUGGUUUACAUUGUUCGGAAAGCUACCAGGCAGUUAGGCCACCUAAUGCGGGCAGCUGCUCGCCGGGCAGGCAUCAGGAUAUGCACCUCUCCCACCCCUGAACCUCCAAAUGCCAAGAGACGAAGGCACAGGAAGCAGCAGGGCUCCAUUCAUCACCUUGUACACCAUCACCAUCACCACCACCAUCACUACCAUCUUGGCAAUGGGAAUAUCCGGAGUGAUGGUGCCCAGGAGAUGGAGGUGUCUCUGCGGAACAACAACAGGAAUGGAGCAGGAACGGGACGUCUUACUCUACCCACCAUUGUGCCUCUGCAGGACCCAUCCCCUUCUUGCUCUGCAGCGCUGGGCUCCAGCAGUGCCGAAUCUAUACACAGCACCUACCACAGGACCUGCCACUUGGAUCCAAAUCGUGCCCCCACAUUAGGUCAUCCAGUGCUGCAGGCCUACAAGAGGAACUCAGUGCCGUUUGCCGCACCAGUGCAUAAGAACUAUCCGACUCUGCAGCCUCGUGUAGCCCUGGAACAACUCAGGCAGAGGGCGCUGGAUCCUGGAGGAGCCUGUUGCACUGCCAACAUCCUCAGCAACCUCAACAUACCUCCACUCCAUGUAAACACAUCCCAGUGCCUGCUGGACACACAAGGGCCUGCAGGGAAUUCUUCACGCAAGCUCUCCAAUACCAACUGCAGUGGUACAAAUUUGGAUGCUAUGCUGACGUUUGACCCUGAGACCUGCCCUUACUGUAUCAAAUCAGUGGGUAAUGAUUCAGAGGGACUUGAAGCGAAUGAGACUGCAGACUCAGACAGUGAGGGAGUGUAUGAAUUCACACAAGACGCACACUAUCGGGAUGGCAGAGACCUAAAUAGGAAGAAGAAGUUUACGUUAGGUGCUCGGGCAGUGAAGGUAGUGCACUUCUGGAGACUAGUGUGUGACACAUUCCGCAAGAUUGUAGACAGCAAAUAUUUUGGACGCGGCAUCAUGAUCGCCAUCCUCAUCAAUACCCUCAGCAUGGGAAUCGAGUACCAUGAGCAGCCUGAUGAGCUAACCAAUGCACUGGAGAUCAGUAAUAUUGUGUUUACCAGUCUCUUUUCCCUGGAGAUGCUCCUGAAGCUGCUGGUAUAUGGCCCUUUUGGCUACAUCAAGAACCCUUACAACAUUUUUGAUGGCAUUAUUGUCGUAAUAAGUGUGUGGGAAAUCGUGGGCCAGCAGGGUGGGGGUUUGUCAGUGCUGAGGACCUUCAGGUUGAUGCGGGUGCUGAAGCUGGUGCGCUUCAUGCCGGCGCUGCAGAGACAGCUCGUGGUUCUGAUGAAGACUAUGGACAAUGUGGCUACUUUCUGCAUGCUGCUGAUGCUCUUUAUCUUCAUCUUCAGUAUUUUGGGAAUGCACCUGUUUGGGUGUAAGUUUGGUUCAGAGAGAGAUGGUGACACAAUGCCCGACCGCAAGAAUUUUGACUCUUUGCUCUGGGCCAUUGUCACAGUGUUUCAGAUCCUCACCCAGGAAGACUGGAAUAAGGUUCUCUAUAAUGGCAUGGCCUCCACCUCACCUGUCGCGGCUCUCUACUUCAUCGCCCUAAUGACCUUUGGGAAUUACGUGCUGUUCAACUUAUUGGUGGCUAUCUUAGUGGAGGGCUUCCAGACGGAGGGGGAUGGCUCCAAGUCGGGCUCGGAAGCAGAUUUCUAUACACAAACCAUUGAUGAUGUGUGCAGAAGCAAAAAAGAUGUGUCGGCUUCAUCUGUAGUACCCAUCAAUGGCCAUGUGGAUCUGAAGGCCAGCAUUACACCUCCUCUUAUCACCCACACGGCUGCAACACCCAUGCCUGUGCCCAAGAUCUCAGGAGGAGAUGACCUCGCUUUGGGAUACAUGUCACGCAGGGGCAGCAAUGUUUCUGUGGAGCCUGGCUGCCAUGAAAAGACUCCGUCAAGUGUGCGAAGCUCCCCACAUGCCCCCUGGAGUUCCAGCAGCAGCUGGAACAGUCGACGCUCCAGCUGGAACAGUCUAGGCCGAGCACCGAGUUUGAAGAGGCAGAAGCAGCAGUCGGGUGAGCGACGCUCCUUGCUCUCCGGAGACGGCCACUCCAGCUCUGAUGAGGAUGGUGCUGGAGGGGGCAGUGGCAGAGGAAGGAUGUUGGAAGGGGAUAAUGUUUCCCUCAGCAGGACAGAUUCUUUUGGUCAAAGGCCACGGCAUAGGCGUAUGGAGUCUCUGGAGACACGCAGCUCCUUCGACCUGCCUCCGGACACGCUGCAGGUGCCGUACCUGCACAGAUCAGCUAGCAUCCACAGCACACGGCCACCAAAUCUGAUCAGCAAUGGGAAGAGCUCACCCACGGGGGCCACAAUGCAGCUCUCAUUAGAUGAUCAUCACAGUGAGGAUGACAAUGCUGAUGAGGAGGGAAACUUGAGUCGACGAGCACGUCUGUACCGCUGGCUGGAGCAUAAGCAGCCUGAAUGGUGCAGGCAGAGAAACACCUGGUCUCUCUACCUGUUUCCUCCCGAGUCCAGGAUUCGUGUGAGCUGCAAUAAAAUCAUCACGCACAAGAUGUUUGACCAUGUGGUGCUUGUUAUUAUCUUCCUCAACUGCAUCACCAUUGCCAUGGAGAGGCCCAAGAUUGAGGCAAAGAGUCCUGAGCGUAUAUUCCUGACGGUGUCCAACUACAUCUUCACAGCCAUCUUCGUGACUGAAAUGACAAUAAAGGUGGUGGCCCUGGGCUGGUGUUUUGGAGAGAAGUCAUACCUGAAGAGCAGCUGGAAUAUUUUGGAUGGGAUGCUGGUGCUCAUCUCAGUCAUUGACAUCCUGGUGUCUUUGAUUUCAAACAGUGGCACUAAGAUCUUGGGCAUGCUGCGUGUGCUGAGGCUGCUGAGAACUCUUCGCCCCCUCCGGGUGAUCAGCAGGGCUCCAGGGCUCAAGUUGGUGGUUGAAACUCUGAUGUCAUCCCUUAAACCAAUUGGAAACAUUGUGGUCAUCUGCUGCGCCUUCUUCAUUAUUUUCGGCAUCUUGGGGGUUCAGCUGUUCAAGGGAAAGUUCUAUGUGUGCCAGGGUGAGGAUACAAGGAAUAUAACAAAUAAAUCUGACUGCCAUCUUGCUAAAUACAAGUGGGUUAGGCACAAGUACAAUUUUGACAACCUGGGACAGGCUCUGAUGUCUCUUUUUGUACUGGCCUCUAAGGAUGGCUGGGUGGACAUUAUGUACGAUGGACUAGAUGCUGUAGGGGUUGAUCAACAGCCUGUGAUGAACCACAACCCCUGGAUGCUGCUCUAUUUUAUCUCUUUCCUGUUGAUCGUGGCUUUUUUCGUGCUCAAUAUGUUUGUGGGUGUGGUGGUGGAGAACUUCCACAAGUGUCGGCGGCACCAGGAAGCUGAAGAAGCCAAGCGGCGCGAGGAGAAACGCCUGAAAAGGAUGGAGAAAAAGAGAAGGAAGGCUCAGUGUAAGCCUUACUACUCUGACUACUCUCCCACUCGUCGCCUCAUCCACAAGAUGUGCACUAGCCACUACCUGGAUCUUUUCAUCACCAUCGUCAUAGGCCUCAAUGUCAUCACUAUGUCCAUGGAGCACUACCAACAGCCCAAGGUGCUCGAUGAAGCGCUGAAAAUCUGCAACUACAUUUUCACUAUUAUCUUUGUGCUGGAGUCUGUCUUCAAACUUGUGGCAUUUGGAUUCAGACGUUUCUUCAAAGACAGGUGGAACCAGUUGGAUCUAGCUAUCGUGCUGCUCUCCAUUAUGGGGAUCACUCUGGAGGAGAUCGAGGUCAACGCCUCACUCCCCAUCAACCCUACCAUCAUACGAAUCAUGAGGGUGUUACGCAUUGCCCGUGUGUUAAAGCUCUUGAAGAUGGCUGUGGGAAUGCGAGCUCUGUUGGACACCGUGAUCCAGGCCCUGCCUCAGGUGGGGAAUCUGGGUCUUCUCUUCAUGCUUCUCUUCUUUAUCUUCGCAGCACUGGGAGUAGAACUGUUCGGUGAUCUGAUAUGUGAUGAUUUGCACCCCUGUGAGGGCCUUGGGCGCUACGCCACAUUCAAGAACUUUGGUAUGGCCUUUCUCCUGCUGUUCCGUGUAUCCACUGGGGACAAUUGGAACGGCAUUAUGAAGGACACACUGCGAGACUGCGCUCAUGACACUGGAACAUGCUACAACACAGUGGUGUCUCCCAUCUACUUUGUGUCCUUUGUGCUGACGGCUCAGUUUGUGUUGGUCAACGUUGUAAUCGCCGUCCUCAUGAAGCACCUGGAAGAGAGCAACAAAGAGGCUAAGGAGGAGGCUGAGCUAGAGGCAGAAAUGGAGCUGGAAGCAGCAGGUGGAGAUGGGGGGAUGACUGGAGUACACAUUUCCCCUCUGGCCCUGCGAGACAUAGGUGGGCCUGCAGGGCCUCACUGGAUCUCCAGAGCCUCACAGGACAGAGGUUAUCCCCCAGACAGCCCAUCAGCACCCAUACGCAGAGACUCAACAGCACACAAGACAGACCAGCCUCAAGGUCUGGAGCCUCCAUUACAGAAUGCAGAUCCUCCAGACCCCUCAACAGAGUCUGUACAGCCACAUGAACAUCUGGAAGAGCACCUACUAUGUGUGAAGAAGAUUUCAGUGGGGCGUGCACACUCCUUACCCAAUGACAGCUACAUGUUCCUGCCCCACCAGCCCAUCCCGUCCUCAACAACCCUUAUGACCUCAGCUCAGCAGACUCAGUCAGGCUCCAUUAGCUCUGUACAGUCUCAGACAGAAGAGCCCGCACAGCACCUGACUGUACCUACAGAUCUGUUCCGGCCCAUCAGCCCCCACAGCCUGUCUGACUCAGAGUGUAUUCCCAGAAUUCCUCCCCCUCGCCGGGGACACACACUCUCCCGCACCUUGCGCCGACAGGUGGCAGUGAGCACUGACUCUCAGGAGGCCUUGUACACAAAAGGAGGGGAGAAUGAGGGCCCCAAGGGGCUUGGUGAACUCUCCACUCCUCCCACUACAUUCCCAGCACUGCAGCAGUUUCGCCAACCAUCACUCUUCCUCAUUCCUGCAACACCAGGCGCCUCUCCCAAACCAAUGCGUGGCAGUGUGCACACACAGCACAACCCCCAUGAUCAAUACAACAUCUGCUCCAGGCACCAGUGCUCUCCCCCGACCCAUGAUAAGCCUGCUGAGGUGGACUCGGUGGAUCAGGAGGUGUCUCAAAUAAUCCAAUCAGGAUUUGAAGAUUAUAAAGGUCAAGACUGCAUUAGAGGAGGUGGAAUUGGGGGAGGGCUGUGGGAAGGCCGCGGUCCAUCUCUGAGGCAGUUGAAGAAGUAUCACAGUGCAGACGUGCAGUGUAGGCGGGCACCACUACUACUGCCUCGGCCCUCUUCCUGGCUUGAUGACCCACGGCGCCACUCCAUCGAGGUUUGUCCAUCGGUAGAGAGCAGCCCCCAGAGAAGCUCCGUGUCUUCUGGUUUUGUGUCACGUGCAGACAGCUUACAACAGCCCUCGCCCCGGACCCAAAAGAAGAAGAUGAGUCCUCCUUGCAUCUCUGUGGACCCUCCAGAGGGGCUGGUGCUUCCAAGGGACUUCCAGCUAGUGUUGGACACUGGGAUGGGCACAGUGCCACCAUCUCUGCCCAGCAGGGACACCUGCCUGAGAAGAAGAGCCCCCUCCAGUGAAUCCAAGGACUCAUUCGAUCUGGGUGGAGGAGGAGAUGGGUUGCCCCAAGAGGGGGUUUCUAACCCCAAGCUAUUAACUCUGCCCAAUUUCUCCUUUGAGAAGACAAGCUCUGAGCACUGAACAUACACACAAAUACACUAAGGUGCAUACAAAUGCAUAGAGAUGCACAUAAACAAGACAAUGUACUCUGUGUGUCCAUGACAGUGAUAAUAGUAAUAAUAGCAUAGAGAGUAAUAGUGUUAAACACAACAAUGGUGAAUAACCAAUGAUCAUGAUGAAUAGUGACCAUUUCUUGUUUUUGUUCUGUACUGCCAAAAAAGAAAACAAAACGACACUGUAAUGAGGACAAACCAAGCUAAUAACAGAACUGUCUCUCUUCCAUCAUGCCAACAAGCAUUUGCUGGCAAUCUAUGACCUCCUAUUGAACGUUGUUCUUGGGGCCCACACAGGGCUCCUUCUGGCUGUUUUGGAGACUUUUUUAGCACAGCUCUUUCCCCCCAAGAGCAGUGGUGAAGGUACAAAGCAAUAUGAACGUUUUAGAGACACUAUUUUCUUAAAUUAUUGGGCCAUAGUAUUUGUACAGGAUGUAGAUUUUUUUAAUUUCAAUAUAUUUUUAUUUGUGUCCCUUUGUGAAUUUUCAAUGUUUAAAUUGUUUGUUGUUUUGCUUUAUUUUUUCACCAUAGGAUAUUUUUAGCCUUAGGGAGGAUUUUAAAAAAAAGAAAAGGAAACAUUUUUUUCAUUCAAGUUCCAAGAUCCAUGUAUUUGUA